Mya arenaria is the source of this 2893-nucleotide messenger RNA. Its product is annotated as multiple epidermal growth factor-like domains protein 11. Gene Ontology annotation, molecular function: scavenger receptor activity. NCBI's taxonomy places the organism in Eukaryota, Metazoa, Mollusca, Bivalvia, Myida, Myidae. Bases 316 to 1941 code for a protein of 541 amino acids. The transcript has 5 exons. The record is from RefSeq and is a predicted model, not a curated record.
UAACAAUGAUUGCGAUAUUUUUUCCUGAUUGAGGAAAAUAAAUAUAAUAAAACAGUCGUCAUUGAGGACUGACAUGAUUUGGACUUAUUAUAUUAGUAUUGAGUUGUUCGAGUACACGAAUUAUAUAAGUGAGUUUAUGAAUUAAUUAACACAUUAAAUGAUUUGUUUUCAGUUUAAAAUUAUUUAUUUAUCGGUCCAUAAAGGAUUUAACCAGAAACGAUGAAGAGUCUACAAACACAUGCAUUAAUACUUUACCUGGAAUAUUGAUAAAAAGUGGAUUUUUUAAAAUAAUAAAGAAAACGCUGUGUAAACAGGAUGAUAUUUCAAAUAUUAGCUAUUCUUUGCGUCACUCGAUCAUGUUUGGCAGUGACGGUGAUAAUAAACGGGAAGGAGGUGGACUGUAAUGGCCAUUGUGCUUGCUGUGAAGGAGGAGAGGAUGAAUGUAGAUUCGCUGAAGGAAAAUCUGAUUAUUGUUUGAAAGGAUGUGUAAACACAAUAUACGGAUACAGAUGCAAAAACCCCUGUCCUGUUAACUGUGCUACUUGCGAGCAAAACGAUGGCAGGCCGUGUUUUACUUGCAAGGAUUCAUAUUACGAUAUAAAUAGUGAUUGUAGCAUGAGUUGUUCUCUUGGGUGUGAUGGUCCUUGUAAUAAUGACGGAACAUGUAUGGCAUGUACAUCGAACUUUGAAGGAGCUAGAUGCGAUGUAUGUAUACCAGGGAAAUACGGUGAAGAUUGUUCUAUGAACUGCCAUUAUCAAAACUGCCGUUGUAAAGACUUGAAUGGAUGUGAUUCAUGUAAAUCAGGUUUUGCUGGUACCUUUUGCAUGGAAUGUGUAGCUGGAUAUUAUGGAGCAAACUGCAACAUAAGUUGUUCUAGCGGAUGCAGAGGUGACAGUUGUAUGAAAAAUGGAGUAUGCAUUGAAUGCAUAACUGGAUAUUAUGGCGAACAAUGCAAAGACAUGUGUUCUAAGGGUUGUAGUGGUGGAGUUUGUUAUAGAAAUGGGACAUGUGCUUGUACGGAUAAUUUUAGAGGUACAUAUUGUGACGAAUGUGUUGAAGGGAAAUAUGGCGAAAAUUGUCAAAAUGAAUGCAGUGUUGGUUGUUCUAUAUUGUCUUGCGGCAAAGAAGACGGAUCAUGCCUUGGUGGAUGUAAAGAUGGACUCUAUGGCAUCAAUUGUUCUCAGAAUUGUACUGAUAUUGACAGUAAGUGUUUGAAAUGUAGCCAGCUUGGUGGGACGUGUUUGAUGUGUAACAAAGGAUUUUACCGGAAUGAAACAGGAACUUGCACCACUUGCAAUAGUAACUGUAAUAAUGGAGAGUGUAAUCCUGAAACAGGCAAAUGUAUAAAUGGCUGUGCAGAACGCUUUUGGGGAGACAAGUGUGACUUCAAUUGUAGUUCAAAGUGUGAAACGUGUCAGCAAGAUUCAGGAAUUUGUUAUUCGUGUACAGAUUUUACUGUUCAUGGACUGUAUUGUAAUACAUCAUGCAGCAGUCUGUGCUUUGAAAGGAAAUGCGAACUAAAGACUGGCUUUUGUUCCCUUGGAUGCGAUGGAGACUUUUUUGGCAAUUUGUGUGAAACCAAAUGCCCUGAGAAUUGUCAGCACACAGGAACAAAAACAAGUUGUAAUACUGAUGGCGACUGUUUGUAUGGCUGCAUAAAUGAUCUUGAAGGCAGAUAUUGUACAGAAAGACGAACUUACAAUGCUUCUUCUACAAAUACUGCACUCACAGCUUUAGUGGGAGUGUUUGCUGCUUUGUUCCUUUGUACAGCUGCUGGUUGUUUCCUGUGGAAUAGACGAUUGUCUAAAUCAAUAGUACAACAAUCGGAAACACAGUUAAAUCAAUGUGAAACCGAAAGUUCAUAUGAACAGUUACAAAGACAGUCUAACGUAGAAGCAAACAUAAGUGUUGAGGACAAUUACACUGUGCUUUCAAUGUAGAAAUUCACAACAAUAAUAUGUAUUAUUUUAUACUUGAACUAGGACAUUGCAAGAAGGAAAGUUACCCAAACAUUUACCAAUGCCGAUUUUGCAAAAGUUGCAAAAUAUGUGUUGUCUUGUUGUUUGUUAAUCUUGUAUACACUUUGUUUGGGCUUGAUCCUUUUGCCUUUAAAAAAUGAAAAUGGACUCAUUUUAGUAACUGGGCUUAUCCAGUAAAACACAUCACAUUCUUAUCUAUACAAUAACUUUAACUGAUGCAUUGAAAGUACUGAAAAUGAUCUAGCUGCAACAAAUGUAACUUUACUCUUAUUUCUAAAUCAUUUUCUUCAAAUAUCUAAACUAACCUGUAAUAUUGUAGUUGAAAAUCCUAUUUAAAAUGCUGUAAGUAAGUUAUGUAAAUAACGUAUUCCCCACACAAUUUGUUCUUCAUUCUAUUUCCUUUUAGUCCCUAUGUAGGUUUAUGUAUGCAUUAAAUAUCGGCUCAUUAUUACUGUUGAUUCUGUGAGAGGAAUGGCUCAGGUUCAAGAAAAAUGGGAAUGAUUGCGUCGCAUGCUGGUGAUAACCGAAAAAUCCAAGGUGGCUACCAAAUUUUGAAAGAUCAACAAUAGCAACAUUUCAGCUUUAAACAAACUUAUUUUCUGUACAGGUGAGGUUAACUGAUCAUUUUUUCUUAUUGAUAGAACAUGAAAUUAGCGAAUGUCUCACAUUAAAAGUGGAAAAAUAUAUUUUUUGAUUUUUUUUUGUUCAAAAAAAUGUUCCCCUUCUCAUUUCUGUCAAAAGCUAUAAAGUUCCUUAAUAUGUAAGAAUUCUCAUUGCUGAAGAUGUACAAUUCCAAUACAAUUUUGACAUUUUCAAGAAUUAAUUUGUUUCUGUAAAAAGUGUUAUAAAGAAGCAAAAGUAAUACACUUUUUAAUUCAAUUUAAAAUGACUGUCAAUUGAUUUUGAUGUCAAA